Messenger RNA from Chrysoperla carnea, 762 nucleotides. RefSeq lists its product as uncharacterized. The transcript has 2 exons. Bases 237 to 674 code for a protein of 145 amino acids. The record is from RefSeq and is a predicted model, not a curated record. Lineage: Eukaryota; Metazoa; Arthropoda; Insecta; Neuroptera; Chrysopidae.
GGUAAUUUUCCGAUGAGCUAACUCGGCAGCCCAUUUUUUUUUCAAAUUCAUCAGAAUUCAAUAAUUUAUAUAAAUUUUCUAAUUCGUUUUUAGCCCCAAUAAAGUAAGUACCAUUAUCGGAGUACACCACUGAACAUGCGCCCCUUCUGGAUAAAAAGCGUUUGAAGGCAGCCAAAAAUAGAUCGGUUGAUAAAUCCGACACGAGUUCUAAAUGGAGAGCUUUAGUACAUAAGCAUAUGAAUAAACAUAAGUAUGCCUUUUGGCUCUUUACUCCACGAUUUCGACUCAUAGUAAUGAAGAAUGGCCCUGCAAAAUCAACCCCAACAUGUAAAAAGGAUUUUGAAGUUUCUGAAACUCUAACUGAAGGUAAAUCCGCCAUUUUGGGAAAAACGGGCUUCGGAUUUAAUUUAAAACAAUGGUUGCAUUUCCUCAAGUUAUGCCUAAUUGUAUUACGGGCGCCCAGUAUCCAAUAUUUUUGGCGUAGUAUGGAUGAAACUAACGAUGGCCCUGUAUGGAGAAGUAGUGGAUGCUUUUGCUCAAAACUAAUAUCAGCAUUUCGUAAACGUCCACCUACACGUAUCAGCCCAUCAUGCAAAAAGAGACUAAGUGGUCGUAAAUUUGCAGUGGAAAGGCUUCUAUUUUCCAACGAUCGAAUAUCGUCUGCAAAAUGGUGAUUUUGAAUCACCCUAACUAAGACUAAUUCAGCUUUAACUAAAUCGGAGGCGUUAAUACUACCCUUAGAAGACAAAAUUUUUAUAAAUC